AGAGCGUAAAGCGUUUGACGUCAGCACCACAACAUUCCGUCUUGACAGUUCGUACGGGUGGUAAAAAUAAUCCGUAACGAUUUUAUAUCAAACUAAAUUAAAUCUGUUUGAGCUGAAUGUAAAAUUUCUGAUUAAAGGUAAGGGUGGGUACUAUGUAAAACUUUAUUUAAGCCUCCAACAAACUGAAACGGACGUGAAGCAACUGUAAUGCAAAAAGGCUAAGCUAGCACUAGCUAGUUUAUGUUUUUUGAAGAAACCGAGCUGCGUUGUGUGUGUGAGAUCCAAGCCGGACGGGACGUUCUGAAAACCUGUUGUCUAGCCAGCCGAAGAGACGGGGAACAGGAUAGGGAAACAGGGCGAAGCGGGCCCCGCGGAGCCGGUGGAGAAGAUGGCCGGCAGCCCGGAGAAGAGUUCCACCGCGCAGGAGUUCAAGGAGCAGGGGAACCGGCUUUUCCUCUGCCGCAAGUACCAGGAUGCUGCCUCUUGCUAUAGUAAAGCUAUUAACCGCAAUCCAUCAGUGGCAGUAUACUACACCAACAGGGCCCUCUGCCACGUGAAGCUGCAGCAGUAUGACAAGGCUCUGACAGAUUGUAAGCAUGCACUGGAGCUGGAUAGUCAGUCUGUUAAAGCCCACUUCUUCCUGGGCCAGUGUCACCUGGAGCUGGAGAACUACGAUGAGGCAAUCGGCAAUUUGCAAAAAGCUUAUAACUUGGCGAAAGAACAGAGGCUGAAUUUUGGAGACGACAUUCCCAGUGCUUUACGCAUCGCCAAGAAAAAACGCUGGAACAGCAUUGAGGAGAAACGCAUCAACCAGGAGAACGAGUUACACGCUUAUCUGACCAAACUCAUUCUGGCUGAGAAGGAAAGAGAGCUGGGUGAUUACAAAGAAAAACACGAUGACAAUCAGAACGGAAGUGAUGCUGCCAAGAUCGCGUCAAGACAUGACAAAUAUUUAUUGGAUAUGGAAGAGCUCUUCUCGCAAGUUGACGAAAAAAGAAAAAAGCGGGAGAUCCCGGAUUAUCUGUGUGGAAAGAUCAGUUUUGAGCUGAUGAGAGAACCCUGCAUCACACCAAGCGGAAUCACGUAUGAUCGCAAAGACAUCGAAGAGCACUUACAGCGAGUCGGUCACUUCGACCCGGUCACCCGGAGCCCCCUGACCCAGGAUCAGCUGAUCCCUAACCUGGCUAUGAAGGAAGUGAUCGAUGCCUUUAUCCAGGAGAAUGGUUGGGUGGAGGACUACUGAAAAAAGCACCUCCCAUUUCUCCCUCAUGCCCCCCACCUCCACCUAGUACUCAACACGAAGCCUGAACUACUGAAGGCUUUUGAAAACAGAUCACCCCUUGCCUGGAUAUGCAUCUUACACAAGCAGGAAAAGCCGCACUCUGGACUGCCCAGUGGGAGCCGUGGAUCUCGGUUUGCCUCCUCCCUGCAUUCAGUUUUUGCUGUAAAACUUCUUGCUGCAACUCUCCACAGCUCAGUGUUCAUAUGCUGCUCCCUUUAAGAACCCCUCUCUUUCUUUCUGUCCGUCUCUUUUAGUUUUUUAGUCUUUUUCCGCUCGACUCCUCUGUGAUCAAAUCGAGGCCAUUUUCAGGUCUUUUUUGCACAUUUCCUGCUUUUCUUUCCUGCUGUUUCUGAGUGCCACAGUUAUUGAAAAGCUUUGAUCUCAAGUGUUACACGUAAAACACUAAUAUUUAAAAAAAAACAAGUAUAAAAAAAUGAUCAUUUUUAGUUUUGAAUUUGGCCUUUUUUUCCCCAUUGAAUGGCUUUUCAUUUGUCCAUUUGUUAAAGGUCAACUUAUUUGUAUAAAAGUUUGACAUCAAAUGCAACAUUUUACUGCAAGACUUUUCAGGACCUUAACACAAUUUAUUUUCCUUUUCAUAUCAGUCACCCCAUAACAGACAAUUCAAAUCAGCUGAAUGUAUAAAUGAUGUAUUUCAUAAAUUUUUUUAAACAACGAUUCAAGGUGUUUUGUUUUUGGUCCUUUUGGGGUAAUCAUGUCAAGCCUUGAACAGGAAGUGUGACGAUGAAAUGCUGCAUUUAAAGAACGUUUUCAUGUUGCUGGUUUGACGUUUAAAGCAGAAAUCUUUCAACCUGGGAGCCACAGUGGUUUUCUCUGAAUCCUGACCCGACUGUCCGUGUUCAGAUGUUGAGGCUCACCUGGAAUGACAGCCUACAUUAACCACGUGAGCAUCACCGCCCCUCCCCUCAGAUUCAAGAAAUGCUGGAAGACUUACGACCAUCUUCUUUCCUCCAUACCUCAGUCCAAGUGUUUGCGUGCUGGAGCUCCAGCAUCCCUCUUUGUGAAACCCAUUAUGGUUCUGUGCUUGCCGUUGGCCGGUUUUCCAGCUGAAUGUGUUUGUGGUUAUACGGACUUGUUGGUUGUCGUUUUGUUUUGGGGUGCAGACAUUGUACAUAAUUUGCUGGUCUUACUCAAAACGUUAUUUCUUGAUGAGAUAGGUUUUUUUUUUCUGGAGAAAUCCUAAAGCUUGAGAAACUGUAUUAAAUGUAGAUAUGUUGAUAACAGAAAUGCCUGAUUCCGAUUUCAUUCAUUUGUCCCCAUUCAACCAUAAAUUUGGAGUAUGUAUGUUGUGAUGUUUGAUGCUAGUGGAUCAUUAAAAGAAAUACAAAGAGUGAA
Molecule: messenger RNA, 2635 nt
Organism: Oryzias latipes (Japanese medaka)
Lineage: Eukaryota; Metazoa; Chordata; Actinopteri; Beloniformes; Adrianichthyidae
Gene: stub1
Product: STIP1 homology and U-Box containing protein 1
Biological process (GO): positive regulation of proteolysis; protein polyubiquitination; protein quality control for misfolded or incompletely synthesized proteins
Cellular component (GO): Z disc; cytoplasm
Molecular function (GO): protein-folding chaperone binding; ubiquitin protein ligase activity
Source: RefSeq, a predicted model, not a curated record